Molecule: messenger RNA, 4266 nt
Organism: Toxorhynchites rutilus septentrionalis
Lineage: Eukaryota; Metazoa; Arthropoda; Insecta; Diptera; Culicidae
Exons: 3
Coding region: 1-4266 (1421 amino acids)
Source: RefSeq, a predicted model, not a curated record
AUGCCUAAUCCAACAUGGACCAGCGACACUGCGAAUGGAGCCGAUGGAACAACUCUUGCUGGUGGCAAACUUCCCAUAAGCUGCGUUGUCUUGGAUGGAUUCGUACUGAAACAUUUAACGCAGCAUCGAGUGACUUGUCGAAUACCUGUGAAGACGCGAUCAAAUAAAGGCAAAAGUGGAUUGAGAAGUGAUGCGGGUUCUGUUCGCGGCAAUGGAUCUGUUUCGGACCUAACUGAGCAGCAGUGUGAGGAGGAACAGCUAGCGCGUGAAAGAGCAUUUGCGAAGCAAAUGGAAAUCCGUGAGUCUAGAUUACGUCGAGAGAUAGAAUGGAACGGAAAGCAGUUGGAAAUGGAACGGAAUAUGCGCAAGAGGGAACUUGAAGCGCAACGCUUGAUGCAGGCAGAAAAGCUUAAACAAGAACAAGAGCUAUUAGAAACACAGUUAGCAGAUGAACAAGCAUUCUUUAAGCAGCGGAACGAGAUUCGGUGUAAAAUGAAUAACAGUCUUCAGAAAGUUCAAUCAGUCGUGGAAGAAGGAGCUGCGGUAGCUGAAGCGUCGGAGCAGAAAGUGAAGGAUUGGUUAAAAGAUCAGAACGCUGAGGAAUCCCGGGGAAGAGAUGUACGUGGAGCUUACAGUAAGGGUGGGAAGCUGAUGGUCAACGUUAAAUGUAAUGACUUGAAACUCCAAAGCCACCGUUUUGAAGAAUCAAAAACACCAGUUAAAGAAUGCGUAGUAGAUCAAGACGAGUCUGAUAGUGAUGAAGAAGAAUGUGAGGGCGAAAAUUUGUUGGUUCAGAGCGAGGUUGGUAGAGAUCGCAGUUUAACGGGGGGUCAAGUCUUAAAAUUAACUCGUGAGCAGAUUGCUACGAGGAAAGUGAUAUCCGGCAACCUACCAAAAUUUAACGGGGAUCCGGAAACAUGGCCGCUUUUUAUAAACUGCUUCGAGAAUACAACCGAGGCUUGCGGUUAUUCAAAUAUUGAAAACCUUGAACUUUUGAUGAACAGUUUGGGAGGAGAAGCACUGAAUGCUGUGAGAAGCAUGUUGAUACUUCCGGGUUCAGUGCCGGAAGUUAUUCGAGAUUUGCGCAGGUUAUUUGGCCAGCCAGAGAAAUUGUUGGGAAUGUUGCUGAAGAAGGUAAAGAACGCCUCAACGCCGACGACAGAUAAUCUGCAAUCAUUUGUGAGGUUCGGCAUAACUGUUAAGCAACUCUGUGAUCAUUUAGAGGCAACCCGCCUUCGUGAUCAUCUUCGCAACCCGCUUUUGGUGCAGCAACUUGUUGAAAAACUGCCACCAGACUAUCAGAUGAAGUGGGUAGAGUUCAAACGUGGUAAGAAGGGAACACCACUACGAUUGUUCACUGAUUACAUAACAGGGAUCGGUGACGUCGCCUCCGAAGCAGCGGCCUACUCGUCACUGGACAACGAUUACGCGCGAUACUCGAAGAAUAAAUCUGCAAAGAAGAACGAGUUUAUACACCUACAUGAUUUGGCGACGGACAGUGAUGAGGGAAUGCAGCAGGAAAAGGCAAACAAACCAUGCUGGAUCUGUCAGCGAACUGAUCACCGGAUUAGAUACUGCGACGACUUCAGGAAGAUGAACAUCGUAGAACGGUUGAGAGCUGUAGAGAGACUAAGGUUAUGUAGCCUCUGUCUAAAUAAACAUGGCGACAAACCUUGCGUUUCCAAGAUACGGUGUACGGUAAAGAACUGCAGAGCGAAUCAUCACACACUUUUACAUCGCGUGGAAGAAUCCGUGCAGCUACAGAAAGUAGAAUGCAACGCACACAGAGGGGCAGAUCGGUCGGUUAUAUUUCGCAUGGCACCGGUGACGUUGCACUUUGGUAGCAAACGAUACGAUACUCUGGCAUUUUUAGAUGAAGGUUCGUCUACCACGUUGGUCGAUGAAGAUGUUGCAUGUCGAUUAAAGGCGGAAGGGGAACCUGAGCCGCUCAUUGUUACGUGGACGGGAAACAUUAAUCGUUUCGAAAAUAAUUCCCGUAAAGUCGAGUUAAUGCUGUCGGUAAAAGGAUCAAAGGAAAAGAUUCCACUAGAGAAUGUUCGCACUGUAUCAGAGCUUUUGCUUCCAAAACAAGACACACAUUUUUCAGAUGUUGUGAAGCGGUAUCCACACUUAGCUGGACUCCCUGUGAAUGAUUUUCCAACAGGGCAAGCUGCGAUAUUGAUCGGUUUAGAUAAUCUACAUCUCUUUGCACCACUGGAGUCACGGGUUGGCAAACAAAACGAGCCCAUUGCUGUGCGGUCUAGAAUAGGUUGGACGGUAUAUGGUCCAGAGAAGCGGAAGCCGAGCGUCAGUACUUUCCUAAAUUUGCAUACAGUCACAGCAGUGAGUAAUCAAGAGUUGCACGAUUUAAUGCGCAACCAAUAUAUGUUAGAGGAGUCUAAUUUUUCGUCGUUCCCUAUUCCUGAACCGAAGGAAGAACAGCGUGCGAAAACGAUUCUGCAAGCUACGACUAAGCGGAUAGGAGAGCAUUUUGAAACGGGGCUGCUAUGGCGAGAGAAUGAGCGGCGCUUUCCCGACAGCUACCCGAUGGCCCUGCGGAGAAUGAAGGCUCUUGAACGAAAGCUGGAGAGAGAUCCAUCGUUGAAGCGAAAUGUUUACCAGCAGAUCAAUGAUUAUCAAAUGAAGGGCUACGCCCACAAAAUUACCGACGCAGAACAAGCGCAGACACCGGGCUCGUCGGUCUGGUAUCUUCCAGUGAACGUGGUUUUGAAUCCACGUAAACCACAAAAGGUGCGUCUGGUAUGGGACGCUGCGGCGUCGGUCAAAGAAGUGUCUUUGAACACGGAACUGUUGAAGGGGCCGGAUAUGCUGGUACCACUCCCGAAGGUUAUUUGCCAGUUCAGAGAACGCCCCAUUGCAUUUGGCGGAGACAUCCAGGAAAUGUAUCAUCAAAUCCGAAUUCGUGUGGAAGAUAAGCAAGCGCAACGGUUCUUAUUUAGAUUUGACCCAAGAGAAGUACCUCAGGUGUACGUGAUGGAUGUGGCCACCUUUGGCUCCACGUGUUCGCCCUGUUCCGCGCAAUUUGUCAAAAACCUCAAUGCGGAACAAUUUGCGGAGAAGUACCCGGAUGCAGUGACAGCAAUUCGUGAGAAACACUACGUGGACGAUUAUUACGACAGCGUAGACUCGGUAGAGGAAGCGAUCCAGCGGGCCAAGGAAGUGAAGUAUGUGCAUUCAAAAGGUGGUUUUCACAUCAGAAAUUGGGUGUCAAAUUCGAAGGAAUUGUUAUCGGAGCUAGGUGAACGUAAUUCGGAUGCUGCAGUCCAUUUUAAUCGGGAUAAAGGUACAGAGUAUGAGCGUGUGUUAGGCAUUGUUUGGGAGUCUGUAGAAGAUAGCUUCUGUUUCGCCACCGCGUCGAAUACAAUGUACAAGGAGUUUCUUGAUAGCGAAAAAUGUCCAACGAAACGAAUUGUACUAAGCUUCGUAAUGGCCCAAUUUGAUCCAGCGGGGUUCCUUACCCCCGUCACCGUACGGGGAAAGAUGCUAAUACAAGAUCUCUGGCGCACUGGCUGUGAUUGGGAUACGAAGAUCGAUGCGGAGUCGCUCGAGAAAUGGAGAUGUCUGAUAAAUAUAAUGCAGAAUAUCGGGUCCUUCAAACUACCAAGAAGUUAUUUCGGCGGGGCCAAAUCGAGCGAGAUAGAGGGUCUUGAGUUACAUAUACUAGCUGACGCAAGCGAAAAGGCCUAUGGGUGUGUGGCUUACUUUCGAGCGAUUGUUAAGGGCGAAGUGAGGUGCGCAUUGGUGAUGAGUCGUUCUAAGGUGGCUCCACUAAAGCAGGUAUCAAUACCGCGCCUAGAGCUACUAGCAGCAGUUCUUGGCGCACGACUAUCACGAACGAUUCAUGAAAACCACAGUUUUGCGAUUCACAGAGUCAUCUUCUGGGUUGACGCUAGUGUCGUCCUUUCGUGGAUUCGGUCAGAUCAGAGGAGGUACAAGCAGUUCGUCGGUUUCAGAAUUGGCGAGAUUCUCAGUAUAACUAAAGUGAGCGAUUGGCGUUGGAUACCGACUAGACUAAAUGUGGCUGAUCAGCUAACGAAAUGGGGUAAAGAUCCGGAGAUGCAUUCCGACAGUGUGUGGGUACGAGGACCCACAUUUUUAUACGAAAUCGAGCAGAACUGGCCAAAAAAGGAACUAUCGCCAGCAAACACAACAGAAGAACUUCUGGAACGUGCUCGUUCGGACAAUCGCGUCCGUAUUUCGCUUCAUCUCGAAUUGCAAACGAAAGACCAAAGGGUUACCGAUUGA